This is a messenger RNA of Carassius auratus (goldfish), 2532 nucleotides long. RefSeq names its product LIM homeobox 1b (gene lhx1b). The record is from RefSeq and is a predicted model, not a curated record. The transcript is spliced from 5 exons. Gene Ontology annotation, biological process: regulation of transcription by RNA polymerase II; neuron differentiation. Bases 532 to 1737 code for a protein of 401 amino acids. Lineage: Eukaryota; Metazoa; Chordata; Actinopteri; Cypriniformes; Cyprinidae. Gene Ontology annotation, molecular function: RNA polymerase II transcription regulatory region sequence-specific DNA binding; DNA-binding transcription factor activity, RNA polymerase II-specific; zinc ion binding. Gene Ontology annotation, cellular component: nucleus.
GCAUCCAAGCGCCUGCCAGCGACUGAAGCAGAGCGAGCUGCAACUGGAAAAUACAUACAAAUGACCAGGGAUAUAUGUGAUAUGCUUCGAAAUAGUUGAUUUGAACUUUUUGUAAAACGAAUUAAACGCAUUUAUUCAUUUAUUUAUUUAUUAUUAUUAUUAUUAUCAUUACUGUUCAAGCGUUGGGAGCAUUGGAGAUUCCGCGCGCAUGUAUCGAUUUAAAUAGCCUAUACAAUAAGUAGUCUAACCAUUCCAUGAGACUGAACUAACACUUCAGCUAAAGUUUGUUUUUAUUCAUCUUAAUGAAAAAGCAUCAACGUAGGUCCAAUCGUCUAAAGAGGAGCUGACACUUGUCCGUUUCUGCGCUACAGGCAAAAUUUGGGAUGCUGUAUUAGGCUAUAUCCAAUGCCUGCCUUUUUUGGUGACUUUUGUUUACUUGGAUCAAGGUUCUCUAACUUGUGGGGGAAGACAAGCUGAUUUUUGCCUCUCAUCGAAGACAGCAACGUGGUGACUGUAGGCUAGUCACAAAAUAUGGUCCACUGUGCUGGAUGCGAGAGGCCUAUUCUGGACAGAUUUCUGCUCAACGUCUUGGAUAGAGCCUGGCAUGCCAAAUGCGUGCAAUGUUGUGACUGUAAAUGCAAUUUAACUGAUAGAUGCUUUUCAAGAGAAGGACGACUCUACUGCAAAAGCGACUUUUUCAGACGUUAUGGCACUAAAUGCGGAGGCUGCGCGCAGGGAAUCUCGCCCAGUGAUCUAGUUCGGAAAGCGCGAAGCAAAGUCUUUCACCUGAACUGUUUCACCUGCGUCAUGUGCAAUAAACAGCUCUCCACUGGCGAAGAACUGUACAUUCUAGAUGAAAAUAAAUUUGUCUGCAAGGAGGAUUACAUGAAUAACAGCAUCGGAAAAGACACAAACCUUCUGUCAAUUGCGUGCAGUGACCCGAGCUUAUCUCCAGAAUCUCAAGAUCCACAGGACGACUAUAAAGACUCGGAGACUGGACACAUGUCGGACAAGGAGGUCUGCAGCAAUGAAAACGACGAGCAGAAUCUGGGGGGCAAACGUCGCGGGCCGCGGACUACUAUCAAAGCCAAGCAGCUGGAGACUCUGAAAGCUGCUUUCGCCGCCACCCCCAAACCGACCAGACACAUACGAGAGCAGCUGGCACAAGAGACAGGCCUCAGUAUGAGAGUAAUUCAGGUGUGGUUUCAGAAUCGGCGCUCUAAAGAGAGGCGCAUGAAGCAGCUGAGCGCGCUGGGCGCCAGAAGACACAUGUUCUUCCGCAGUCCGCGGAGAAUGAGAGCGCUGGGCGAUCGCAUGGAACCAGGAGAGCUCAUGGCCAGCGGCCAUUUCUCUUAUUAUGGAGACUAUCAAGGUGAAUACUAUGGCCCAGGAUCAAACUACGACUACUUUCCUCAAGGUCCACCAUCCUCUCAAGCCCAGACUCCAGGUGAUCUAGGAUUCAUGCCCUCCUCUGGCCCAGCUGGAACCCCUCUAGGGAGCAUGGACCACCAUCAUGGAGCCCAUCACCCCUCCAAUGAGACACAAUGCUUCAGCGAGAUGAUAUCGCAUCACCCAGGGGACUCUCCCAGCCCAGAGCCCAGCGCACCCACCUCCAUCCACAGUAUCUCCACUGACAUGUGUGACUCCACUCCACCCUUCACAUCCCUGAACUCUCUCAGUGGCAAUGGAUACAGCAAUCAACUCUCCUCAGAGAUGAGCGAGGGGACAGUCUGGUAGCAAACAACAGACUUAUUCAGGAUACAAAGAUGUGGAUAUGUACUGUUCAUGUGUGAUUUUCUAGCGACAAUAUUUCUAUUUAGUUAAUUUAUUGACAUAAUUGUCUAUUUAUUGGUUGAUUCGUUUACCGAUUUAUUUAAUGUAUUUAUCUAUUUAAGCACCAUUUGUGUAUUUUGAAAGUGGAAUGUCAAAUAUUGGUCUGCAGACCUUAUAGCUGUGCUAUAGAUAACGACAGUAUUAGAAAAGCUGAAACAGAAUGUUUAUAUUUACAACACCUGGUGUGUCUGUUCACAUGUGUAUCAUAAUCUGAUCACUCGGACCUCUUUGCCUUUUGAGGCUUUGCCAUAAUGACACUUGAAAUCAUCUCACACCAAAAUCUGUCACUGCUCUCCAUGUGGUGGAGUUAUGGCUCCAUUAUGAGUUCCACCAAAUCUCAGCGUUUGCCUUUAAAAGGGAAACUUAACACUGUUGGGACAAACCCUUUGUUUGAAAUGAAAUAUGACUUGAAUUAUAAGACAAAGUCUACCUUCUAAAAUGAUUUCAUAUAUCCUAGUCAGUGGACAGAGAGCAGUUAAUUGUUUACAUGUAUUUUCUUCAGGGGUUUAAAUAUCAACAAUGACUUUAAAAAAAAAAAAAAACCUCUUGAUACUGACACAAACUUUUUCUUCAAGCAAGAAACCAAACUUUUGUAUUAAUUCAAUUUAUAUUUGAGUUGUGAUUCACUGUACUAGUUUGUAUGAUAUUGUGUUUGCACAAAGAAUACACUAAACAAAACCAUAAAUACAUGUUGACAAA